This is a messenger RNA of Rangifer tarandus platyrhynchus (Svalbard reindeer), 597 nucleotides long. The record is from the annotation of a GenBank genome assembly. Lineage: Eukaryota; Metazoa; Chordata; Mammalia; Artiodactyla; Cervidae.
AUGGCGUAUCCCGGGCAUCCUGGCGCCGGCGGCGGCUACUACGCGGGCGGGUACGGAGGGGCUCCCGGAGGGCCUGCGUUUCCCGGACAAACUCAGGAUCCGCUGUAUGGUUACUUUGCUGCUGUAGCUGGACAGGAUGGACAAAUAGACGCUGAUGAACUGCAAAGAUGCCUGACACAGUCAGGCAUUGCUGGAGGAUACAAACCGUUUAACCUGGAGACUUGCCGGCUUAUGGUUUCAAUGCUGGAUAGAGACAUGUCAGGUACAAUGGGUUUCAAUGAAUUUAAAGAACUCUGGGCGGUACUGAACGGCUGGAGACAGCACUUUAUCAGUUUUGACAGUGAUAGGAGUGGAACAGUGGAUCCCCAAGAAUUGCAGAAGGCCCUGACAACAAUGGGAUUUAGGUUGAGUCCGCAGGCUGUGAAUUCAAUUGCAAAACGAUACAGUACCAAUGGAAAGAUCACCUUUGAUGAUUACAUCGCCUGCUGUGUCAAGCUGCGAGCUCUAACAGACAGCUUUCGAAGACGGGAUACUGCUCAGCAAGGUGUAGUGAAUUUCCCAUAUGAUGAUUUCAUCCAGUGUGUUAUGAGUGUUUAA